This is a messenger RNA of Carassius auratus (goldfish), 2203 nucleotides long. RefSeq names its product guanylyl cyclase-activating protein 3-like. Gene Ontology annotation, molecular function: calcium ion binding; calcium sensitive guanylate cyclase activator activity. The record is from RefSeq and is a predicted model, not a curated record. The coding region runs from base 992 to 1564 and encodes 190 amino acids. NCBI's taxonomy places the organism in Eukaryota, Metazoa, Chordata, Actinopteri, Cypriniformes, Cyprinidae. The transcript has 4 exons.
UUUUUUUUUUUUAGUUUAGUUCAUAUUUUGAAAACAGACCUACACAAUUUGUAAAACAAAAAAUAUGGAGCCUUUUUUUUGGUUUGGAUUUUGUAAAAUUUUUUAGAUGGUUAUGCAAAACUUUUUUUUCUUUUUUCAAUUUUAAUUAUGCACAGAUUAUGCAAAAAAUAAAUAAAUCCUAUAAUAAUAUACUUUUAAAAAGUAAUAAAAUGUUAUGUUGAUUAUGCAUAAGAAACCAUUGAUCAAAUAAAUUUAGGUAUGCACAAUAUACGCAUUAAUGGUCAACAUUUGAGACUUUUUAAUCAAUAUUUAAUUGUGUAAACUUUUUUUUUUAUAUGAUCUUAUUUUUUCAAGUAUUUAAUAAUCAAUAAAAAAUCAUUUAAUAGCACUGUUAAAUGUACUUGCUAUCAAAUAACAGAAUUAAUAUGCAUUUUUCACAUACAUGUACAAUAUUUGAAUGUUGUAAUAUCUACAUUUUUAAUUGUUAUUGUAAUGUUGCAGUGCACAAAUUCACUUGUAAUCGAAUUUUCAUGUGUCAUUAUCUGCCAAAAUGACUUUAGGGUUACUCAGCAUUAGCAUAAUUUUAUCAUGCCUGUUUAAAUUUUAAAUGUAUUUUGUACAAAUAAAAGAUUUAAAUCUGCAUUCAGAGAGAUGAAUAACUAGACCUUGUUAGACCUGUGUAACACAACAUACUGGGAGAUGGCCUCUGAUGAACUCUGCACGAACAGUUCAUCUGGGGCCUGAACGCUGUUAUAUAAGCAUUAGCUACUCUGUGCCACGGACUCUUUAAUGGUCAGGUCUUGUCAUUAUCCCAUUAGCUGUAGAUAUUUUAAGGUGCCACCACUUUUUAUUGGUACCUGGAUGUAAUAGUUUCAGACAUUCAGUAUCCAGUGCUGUCACUGUGUGCGGAGGCCAGUGUACACCUCGUCAUCAGAGCUGACGGGCCAGCAAUCGCCUGGACCAGCAACGGGACAGAAGGUGUGUGAGGGCCAUGGGGAACACACACGCAAGUCUGGACGACAUCCUCGCUGAGGACAUGCACCACUGGUAUAACAAGUUCAUGAGGGAGUCUCCAUCAGGCCUGAUCACACUUUUUGAACUCAAAUCCAUCCUGGGACUGCAGGGCAUGAAUGAGGACGCCAGCAGUUAUGUGGACCAGGUGUUCUUCACUUUCGACAUGGAUGGGGAUGGAUACAUAGAUUUUGUGGAAUAUAUCGCUGCCAUCAGCUUAAUGCUCAAGGGGGAAAUCAACCAGAAACUGAAAUGGUACUUCAAACUUUUUGACCAGGAUGGCAAUGGAAAAAUUGACAAGGAUGAACUGGAAACAAUAUUUACUGCUAUACAAGACAUUACAAGAAAUCGUGACAUUCUGCCAGAGGAAGUAGUGGCUCUUAUAUUUGAAAAGAUUGAUGUUAACGGAGAAGGUGAACUGACGCUGGAAGAGUUCAUUGAAGGAGCCAGAGAUCAUCCGGACAUCAUGGAUAUGCUGAAGAAACUGAUGGACCUCACUCCAGUCCUGAUCAUUAUUGUCGAAGGGCGACAGAAACCGAUCAAUGCAAGUUAAGCAGGCUAAACUCCAUCAGAGAAACCAGAAACAUUCCCCGCCUGAAAACAAAAUGAAAGUGGAGUUUGGUAGUCCCACUCUUGAGGAACCGAUGUAGCUUCCCACAGCUCCUGUGUGAUUUCCUCAACAGAGAAUUCUCAGGGAAACUUUUGUCCAAGCAUGGUGGUGUCUGACCCCAGUGGAGAUACCAAGCCUUGCAUCGGAGCUGUCCUCAGCUGAACAUUAAUCUUCUAAUGCUGUAAGGGAUUCAAGAGACUUGGCAAAGCUUAGAAGUGAGCAGUGUGGUGCUUUUUAAGGAAAGGCUCAGUAGAGCACAUCAUAUAAUCCAUGUACUUGUGCUUGAGCUGUUUAUGGCAUGACUAUAUUGCUCUGGGAGGGAACUCUGACACAGUCCAUUGCCGAUGUGGCCUGAAUUGCACUAAGAACUGGGAAAUGAACAAUGUAUAUACAGCAACGGUUCUCAGUUGGUUUUUGCCUACAUUUUACAUUGCACAUCAAAUGGCAAUCCAAAAACAACAACAAAAAAUGUACCUGUAAAUCAAACAUUUCUGGAGAAUGUUGUAUUCAACAUAAUAUUUCAAUGAACUGUUUCCUACAUUGGUAACCUGACCAGGCUGAAUGGGAAAUAUAACUAUUUGA